Molecule: messenger RNA, 2841 nt
Organism: Trametes versicolor FP-101664 SS1
Lineage: Eukaryota; Fungi; Basidiomycota; Agaricomycetes; Polyporales; Polyporaceae
Exons: 2
Coding region: 1-2841 (946 amino acids)
Source: RefSeq, a predicted model, not a curated record
AUGCCCGACCACGACGAAGAAGAGGGGCAGCCACCGCAGAUGGAGAACGCGGCAAAGCGUCCCGACCUCCCUUCCAGAGGCCAUAGUACGGCCCCGACGUUCGACCCCAACUCGCCCAGAACGCUCCGACGUUUCUUCGGGGACCUCGAGGUGCUGUUCAGGCGGUGCGGUGUCGACACGGACCUCGAGCGCAAGGAAGCGGUUACCAGGUACCUCCCGAUCGACGUAGCGGACCUCUGCGAAGGCUUGCCUUCGUUCGCCACUGGCUCUUACCAGCAAUUCCACGACGACAUCGUCGCGUUAUACCCCGGCGCCGAAGAAUCGAGGAAGUUCGCUGUAGCGGACGUCGAAGGCCUCGUCGCCCGCCGAGCGACUGCCCCGAUGACGACGAUCGGGGAGUUGUCCCAGUACUACCGAGACUUCUUGGGCAUGACCUCCUACCUCAUCGGGCGGUCGCGGCUAUCCACGUCGGAGCAGUCGCGCCUAUUCGUCCGCGGGAUCGUAUCACCCCUAUGGGACCAAGUCUCGCAACGACUACAGCUUAAGGACCCCGACCACUACCCUGACGACCCGUACCCACUCGUCGACGUCUACGCUGCCGCCAAGUUCGUACUGCACGGCACUCUCACCUCCGCACCGGCACCGGCGGCUCCGGCGACGGACCCAUCGGGGUCGGGGCCGGUAAAGCUGGAAGACCUAGCGCCGUUUCUCAAGUUCCUCGCGCAGUCGGUAGGCGAAGGAUCCGCGAGCGCAGCCGCCGCCGCGGGCGGGGCGAACGCGGGUGCCGCGAACCAGAACCAGCCGAACUACGGGUUCUGCCACUACUGCGGAGACGCGGGAUGCCAGGUGCGCACUUGCCCCCACGUCGCCGAAGACAUCAAGGAGGGGAGGGUAGCGCGCAACGCGGAGGGAAAAGUGGUCUUACCGAACGGUAGCUUCGUCCCCCGCAGCAUCCCCGGUCUUACCAUGAGGGAUCGUAUCUACGAGUGGCAUAGGCGAAACCCGAACUCCCUCGCCGUCCCGACGGCGGCGCAAAUGGUCCUACAAAUCAGCCGCGCGGUACCCAUGACCAGCACCUUCUCGCUCACCUCGGACGAUCGCAUCGCUCAGCUAGAGCGCGAGCUAUUCGCGCUGCGCCGCAAUCGGGAAGUGUUCGACGGCGUAGAGCUCCCCGCACCCAAGCGUAGUCUCCCCCGGCCGCCCGAGCAAGCAUCGGCCUCGCGGCCGGCCCCGACCACCGACAGUACCCCGAACGCCCCAGCGACCGACGACGACAGCCGCGAGGAAAUAGCGACCAAGGCGACAGCGAGCGCCCCCCGACAACUGCCUCGGCCGCCAACGCCACAUCCCGCCGCCGGAAUGCCCAACGCGCCAGCGGCGCCCGUGGAACUCCCCGAGCACCCUUUCGCGAAGGCUCGCGACGCGACAUACGCACCCCCUAAGGUCAAGAACUUCGGGGGGCCGCCUCUCAAGGACAAGGACCGCGACAACGCGUAUCGUACGCAGGUCCCGGUCCACCAGGCGAAGUUCGCGGAGGAGAUCUUUGCACGGUCGAUGAAGACGCCGCUUUUCACACUCACUACGGAAGAGCUACUGUCGGUCGCGCCCGAAGUCCGCGCGAAAUACCGCGAGGCCAUCACCCCGAAGCGCAUCCCGACGGAGGCGGUGCGCUCAGUGAACUACGUCGCGUCGACCGAGGACGACGAGGAGGAGGACUACGCCGCGCAGGUGUCUUGUCGCGGGGAGCCUCUACAACCGGGGGGAGUCAUUCUCCCGGACCCGUACGAGGUGUAUCUACGCCGGCUCGCGCCAGGCAACGAUCCCCGCGAGCUACGAGUCGCUAAGGAGUCUCACGCGCUGCGCUCGGUCGUCGGACUCGUCGACAACAAGGAGUGGGUAGAAGCGAUCAUAGACCCGGGCUCGCAGAUCGUCGCAAUGUCGGAGCACGUCUGCAACGCUCUCGCGCUCCCCUACGACCCGACGAUCCAACUCUUCAUGCAGUCCGCGAACGGCGACGUCGACCGAUCGCUAGGCCUCGUUCGUAACGUACCCUUCUGCGUCGCCGACAUCGUCCUCUACCUCCAGGUCCACGUUAUACGCAACGCGGCCUACGACAUCCUGCUCGGGCGACCUUUCGACGUUCUGACUAAGAGCGUCGUCAAGAACUUCGAGAACGAGGACCAGACGUUGACUAUUAAAACCCAAGAAACCCAGAAUCACGCCGACUCGCACUCGCAUACCCGUACCCCGCCCCAGUCUACGUCCCCGAAUACCCAGAACAUCGGCACUUUCACCCUAGGGGAGACCGACCCUACCGGGCUCUUCGCCUUCUCAUUCCCCGACGGAAAGGGAGGCGAUAUACGCGUCUUCCCGGGCGCCGUCCACCCCGAGGCGCCCCCAGACCCCGAACGAACCGCCGAAGUCUUCCUGUCCACCAAAAAGAAGUACAAGCCCGUCGCUAGGAAAGUGAGGCCUGUCCUAGGAUCCACCUCCGAGCAGUUCCGCGUUGAGCGCAACAUCACCGGGGACCCCUUGGCGGACAUGCCCGAGCUACCGACGAACCCGACGGACUUCGUCCCGACUGGCCGCUACACGGCUGAGCGACAAGAGGCGUUCAACAAGGCGCACUCCGAGGACUUCCUAUGGCCAGAGGAACGGAAGUUGCUGCACAACUUCGUCUCCCUCCAGAACGAAGCCUUCGCGUGGAACGACGACGAACGCGGCUGCUUCAAGCCCGAAUUCUUCCCCCCGUCGACUUCCCUGUCGUCGCGCACACCCCCUGGGUGGAGCGGAACAUCCCGAUACCCCCCGGACUCUACGACGAAGUGUGCGCGAUCCUGA